This is a messenger RNA of Carassius carassius (crucian carp), 1768 nucleotides long. Its product is annotated as periphilin-1-like. Gene Ontology annotation, cellular component: nucleoplasm. Gene Ontology annotation, biological process: protein localization to heterochromatin; negative regulation of gene expression, epigenetic; negative regulation of DNA-templated transcription. NCBI's taxonomy places the organism in Eukaryota, Metazoa, Chordata, Actinopteri, Cypriniformes, Cyprinidae. The coding region runs from base 47 to 1138 and encodes 363 amino acids. The transcript has 10 exons. The record is from RefSeq and is a predicted model, not a curated record.
AGAUAACCAACCAACUGAAGACAUUCAUUUUCAUUAAGAAACUAAAAUGGCUUUCAGGAGAGAUCGAAAUAUUAGAGAUAUUUACGAGGAACGGUUUCCUCCUGAAAGAGGGGGUCCAUAUCCAAGAGGAGCUCGAGGGGACAGGAGACCUCCCUUUGGGCGCCCAGACGAGGACUAUGGCCGUGGUUUUGAAUACGAUGGACCUCGGUUUAAUCCAAAUAGUGCUCCUCGCAACUACCAUGGAGAGGAUCAGAGAAGUUAUCAUGGAGACAGCCAUCACUCAUUUCCAAAUGAGCACAGGGGUGGGCCACCCAGUCGAAGGGAAGACUUCCCGUACUACAGAGGGCAGAGAGAGGAGCCUCAUGGUGGACGUCAAAUUGACUUCAGACCGAGCAAUCGUGCAGGUCCUGCCCCGAAUAGUCGAGUCAAAGGUGCUUACCCUCCGGCCAGGUCUCUGCCUACAGUAGCCCCUGACGCAGGAGACGACACACUCAUACAGGCCAUAAUGAACAUGGACAGGGGCGAAGAGCGAGAGAACUUGAGAAGAAAGGUGCCCUUCCCUCCAGUACGUGAACGCUCUCCAACUCGGCGGGACGUUCCCCCUUCCCCUCACAGUCGGUCGGGGUCCAGCAGAAGCAGCCGCAGCUACUCACCAGAGAAGGGCAAAGUACACCCUUUCCCUCCCCAGCAGGGGAAAAGGUAUGAGGAGCCACUCGUGCCAGGAAGGGGAACGGACAGGGAAAGGCCCCCCGGCCCCUCCGUGAGUGCAUCACGUGAUGGUUCGCCCCAUAGCGCCGUAUCAGCCACUAAGGAGGACGUGACAAAUGUGGAAGGGCCCCAAGAUGAAGUUCCACCCACCGUUGAUGAAGCUUCCUCCGUCAUGGAUGAUGUUCAAGAACAACGAGCUCAAGCUAUUUCUGCCAAGGCUCAGGAAAUUGAGAAGGUCUUUCGUCAGGACUGUGAGACAUUUGGCAUGGUGGUGAAGAUGCUGGUGGCCAAAGAACCCAGCUUAGAGAAGCACCUGCAGAACCCACUUAAAGAGAAUCUGAUUGAGAUCCGUGAGCGAUGCCUUGAAGACUUGAGAAACUUCAUUGCUGAACUUGACGAGGUGGUACGACAGCCUGAACCUGCUGUCUGAGGUGGCCCCAUUUUACUCACCCAACAUUUUGGUUCUUUUUACCCCCCUGUACCUACACAAAAGUCAUUAUUUUUAUGGUUUAUGUAAAGGCCAUUGUACAUUGUGUACUCCGUGUCCAGCUAAAAGAAAUCUUCCUGGUCUGCUACAGGGCAAGGAAAAUCUCUUUAUGCAUUUCAUUUUUGCAGUUCCAUUCAUCCACUGACACUAGUCGAUGCUAGGUUGUAUAAUCUUUUUGUAACCUUUCAAUAUUAAGAUAAAAAAAAUAUAUGUUAGAAAGCAAACACAAGGAAAGCAAUGCCAGAAGGUUUGCUUCUUUGAAGGUUAUUACAGAAGUUAUAGAUAUUUGAUAUUAUUAACCCAUUGAGGAGAUUUACUAGAUGAUGGUGUUUGUUCUGAUCAAAUGUGUAAAAACUGAAAGGGUUCUAUGUUGUUGCCAAUCAAGUCACUUACAUUCAAACUAAUGAGAAAAGGUUAUGAAUGAACUAUGGUAAGUAAUCUUUAUGGGUUCAGCAAAUUGCUGCUGUCUGUAUUAAAGAGUCUUGAACCUACUAUAAUGCAUGUUUUUCCUUUUGAUUUAAGCCUUUUUGUGAUUUCAUGUUUGUAAUUAAAUAAAGGUGCUAUGUUUAGUAA